Messenger RNA from Dioszegia hungarica, 606 nucleotides. Its product is annotated as P-loop containing nucleoside triphosphate hydrolase protein. The transcript has 2 exons. The record is from RefSeq and is a predicted model, not a curated record. The annotation marks the transcript as partial. NCBI's taxonomy places the organism in Eukaryota, Fungi, Basidiomycota, Tremellomycetes, Tremellales, Bulleribasidiaceae.
CCUAUGACAUUCAAUUCGGCGCAAAUUUCUCCGUCUCAACCCCUUACACUCCAACCCCAGAUCGUGCUCUUGCUCGUAGGCCUGCCCGGGUCAGGCAAGACCACCCUCUGCGAGGCCCUCGUCCAGCACUCUGCGCAUUCGCUCGCGCCUGUUCGAAGAUGGGUCAGAGCAUCUCAAGAUGAUGCCCCGGGACGACGGCGGCAAGAGUGCGAGGCGGUGGUCCGACAGGCUUUGGCAGAAGGGUGUAAUGUCGUCGUAGACAGGGUCGGCUUUGACCCAAUUCAGCGAAGCCACUUUAUUCGCCUCGCAAAUUCCCAUCACCCCCGCCCCUCCAUCUACGCUCUCACGCUCUACGUCUCCCCUCCCACCCUCUCAGCCCGCCUGCGCAUUCGCCCGUCCCAUCCUACCCUCACAACCCCGGAACUAGCGCUGAGCGUCUUGAGGCAGAUGCUGGCGGUAUUCGACCCGCCCAGACCUGGCAGAAUAGAGGGCUUUAAUAGGGUCAUGGAACUGCGCGAGGCUGGUCAGCCCAAGGGAGGCGUGUGGACCAGGGAGUCUGUAGAGAGAUUGAUCAGGGAUAUAGGAGUGUAUGGGAAUCAAGAAAUU